AUGUUUCACUUCAUUAAAGAGGUCUACAGCCAUGUGUUCUACGACUCGGAGUACCACAUUCUUAUUAUCGGUGAUGAAUCAAGUGGCAAGACGACGUUUUUGGAGCAGGUAAAGUACAUUUACCGCACGGACCCCCCCUACCCGAACCACGCCCCCUCUUUUUUUUCGAAAAUUUUCCGCUCAGGCGGGGAGGUGGUCGCCCCUCCAAACCCCGCACCGCGCGCGUACUUCGCGGCAAAGUCCAUCCGCCCGACGGUGGGGGUGAAUCUCGCGCGCAUUCAGCAUCGCUUCUCCCCUUCCACGCCACCCUCGCACGGGGUUCCCAUGGAGCCCUCGCCUUCCACCCUCCCGAGCGAUUCCUCUUCCAACAUGACGGAGGUUUCCUCGUCGUCGCGGUUAUCCUCCUCGGCGGUGAUAACGCGCGGGGAGCCGAAGUCAGCCGCGCGGACGCGGCUUGCGUUUUGGGAUUUAGGCGGCCGCCCUUCGCUUCGGGUGUUGUGGGAGAACUACUACCCUUCUUGUCAGGCGGUGAUUUUCCUUUUUGACGGGGCCGCGUCGGGCGGAAAAGACGACGCGCGUUACCUUGCCAUCCACGAAACCCUUCGCGGGCUCCUCGCGCAUCCGGCGCUCCGCGGCGUUCCGCUUCUGUUGUUGAGUAAUAAAGCGGAUUUACCAACGCGGCUGCCGCUGCCGGUGUUGCAAGAGGCCAUCGGAUUGGUCGAGUUGGCCCUGCAAGACGUACUUUAUGACGUGAAAGCGGGGAAGUUAACGGGUGGGGGAAACGCGCGCGAGGCCGUCGUGGGGGAUUCCACGGAAGGCAUCGGCCGGAGCGGGUUCGGCCAGCGGAUGGUGAAGCUGAUGGAGGUGAGCGCUCUGGAUGGAAGCGGGGUGGCAGCCGCGAUGGAUUGGCUCGUCGCGCAGCUCACAACGUAG
Phytomonas sp. EM1 is the source of this 933-nucleotide messenger RNA. Lineage: Eukaryota; Euglenozoa; Kinetoplastea; Trypanosomatida; Trypanosomatidae. The record is from the annotation of a GenBank genome assembly.